AGCUGAUUGUGAAUUUGAUGCCAGCAACAUGGUUUGAAAAAGUCAAGACACAAAUUGUGUAAUCUGGUGAAGCAUCAAACAUCUAAUUGGGGUAAUUGGAAAACAGGCAGCAGUGUAAUUGGGUCUUAGUCUUUUAACACGGUUAAUGGUAACUUUGACUUAAGUAGCUAAUGUUAAAACGAUUUUUAAAAGGGUCUGCGUCUUUCUCGUCCUUUAAUUUAUGCCACUGUGUUUCACUGUACCUUCAGUACCCGCUAUUACUUAGUUAAACUUACUCAAAUUGAGCACAUGGUGGAGCUGUGGCCAGCACCCCUAUAAGUGCCAUUCCUGUAAGAAACCGUGACUUAAGUGAUCUUUUAGUGUUAACGCUGUAAAGCGAGCUUGAAACUGAAACAAAGGUAACAGAAACUAUUUGUGGAGGGUGAGAAAUGUUGACAGCAUUGCAGGAAAAGUAUUUAAAGGAAAGACCCAAAAUACAUGUGCUAUGCUGUCUGAUGCCUGGCAUCAUCAUCAUCGUUUCUGUGAAGUACAAAAGAUAUCAGCAAAGCUCGUGUAAAUGCUGUGUUUGCAUUUCACACCGCAUUAAAGUGAGAAAUAUUUCACUAGUAUUUCUCAGUAGAAAGAUGCUUAUCUGAUUAUUGUCUGGAAAUGCUGUACAACAAAACCAAGUUCUACAGUUUAAAGUUACUCAGCUCUUUGUAAGCUGGACAUACAAAGAAAAUUGGCAGGGGAUUUUUUUUAAACGGGUUUAGAUACGUGUUUAAAUAGAUUAGGUUGUAUAUCCUGAUGCUGCUUCUCUCACAGUUAUGUUUAUCCCACCAAUCACAAGACUUUUUCUGAUAACUCAAAAAGAAAAAGUACCUAUGUCUUCAAGUCAUUUGACUUGCUGAUCUUGUUUCAGCCGUUGCAGUGUUAAGCAGGGUUUUCCAUAUUUUUGAAUAUUAUUACCAUGCUUUUCUUUUUUUGUGUGGCAUUGCUGGCUGUGCCGAGACUUACACAGUAGCGUGGACAAAUAUUUCCUCGAGGGUCACACAGAUUCUCAUGGUGAUCUUUUAAAUAGUUAAGCUUGCCAGCGGGUAAUUCACUGCUAGUUUGAGUUUAUAUUCCAUCUUUGCAGUUAGUUCCUGCCUGGUUGUUGACAGCUGUUUCUCUGUGUUCUCAUUAACAGGAUAUAGCACCAGAUUGAUGGAGAAGAAUGGCCCGUAUUUCUUUGGACUGUCCCAACUCUUUACCAGGGAUUCCCCUCAGUGUCCUGUCAGUGCCCAUGGAAAAUAAAUAUAAAUGUCAGCAAUGUCUCCAGGUCCUGAGGAAGCCUGUCCAGGCUCAGUGCGGCCACCGCUUCUGUGUACACUGCUUCAAGCAGCUCACCAGUUCUGGCCCAAAGCCAUGUGAAGCCUGCCGUCAAGAGGAGAUAUACGAGGAACCCAUUUCCAUUCUAAACAGCAGUGAGGCUUUCCCAGACAAUGCAGCAGGCCGAGAAAUAGCAAGCCUGCCAGCCAGGUGUUUGAACCAGGGCUGUAACUGGACUGGAUCUAUUAAAGAGUAUGAGGCUCAGCACGAAGGUCGCUGUGAAUUCGAGCGGAUACUGUGCGAGGGCUGCCAAACCCUUAUCCUUCUCACGGAGAAGGACCGACACAAUGAGAGAGAAUGCGAGGCAAGAACUCUCAACUGCAAGUACUGCAAAAUGACCUUCAACUUCAAAGAGAUAAAGGCCCAUGAUGAGAUCUGUCUGAAGUUUCCCAUGCAAUGCAAGGACUGUGGAAAAAAGAAGAUACCAAGAGAAAAGUUCAAUGAUCAUGUGAAGUCUUGCGCCAAGUCAAAGAGCACGUGUCCAUUCAGUGAAGUGGGCUGCAAGUCUAUGGUAGAGAACGGGAAGCUCUGUGACCACGAGGUCAACAGUACUAUGGAGCACUUGCGUCUGCUGCUGCCUCUGGUGCUGUCAGCAACUCGGGCUCGCUCAGAGGGCUCUGGUGCCGGGGAGUGGCAGGAGGACUCCGGAGUGGGCCUGUACAGGGAUCCUAAUGAGGGAGCCGGGCCCAUGACCUCGGUGCAGUCUGUUGACCUGGAAAAAAAAGUGAACGCUUUAGAAAACAUCGUGUGCGUCCUGAACCGGGAGGUGGAGCGCAGUUCUGUUACAAUGGAAGCAUUCGCACACCAACACCGCUUAGACCAAGAGAAGAUUGAAAAUCUGUCUAACAAAGUCCGACAGCUGGAGAGGACGCUGACCAUGAGAGACUUGCAGCUGUCUGAGACCGAACAGCUGGUGCGCGAACUCCAGUUCUGCACCUACGACGGAGUAUUCGUCUGGAAAAUCUCCGACUUCUCGCGCCGAAGGCAGGAUGCCGUGGCUGGUCGAGCGCCUGCAAUGUUCUCACCAGCUUUUUACUCCAGCAAAUAUGGCUACAAAAUGUGUCUACGGUUGUAUUUGAAUGGUGACGGGACGGGCCGGGGAACGCACCUUUCUCUGUUUUUCGUCGUCAUGAGGGGAAAGUGCGACGCCCUGCUCAAGUGGCCGUUCAGUCAGAAGGUGACUCUGAUGCUCUUGGAUCAGAACAACAGGGAGCACAUCAUCGAUGCUUUCCGACCAGACGUCAGCUCCUCGUCCUUCCAGCGGCCGAUCAGUGAGAUGAACAUCGCCAGCGGCUGCCCACUCUUCUGCCCGCUGGCCAAACUGGCCGGAAAGAGCCCUUACCUCAGAGAUGAUACAAUUUUCAUUAAAGCCAUUGUAGACCUGACAGGCUUAUAAGGGUGUACUGUGGAAGUAACACCAAAAAACUCUUUGUUUUGUUUUGCUUUGUUUUGUUUUUUUAAAAUACAAAAACACAGAAACAAAAAUCUAAACCAAAUAAUGAAUCAUUUUAAUAGUAAUAUUAAUAAUAACAGUAAUAAUAAUAAUAAUAAUAAUAUAUAUAUAUGACAAAAAUACAAUGUUAUUAUCAUAUAGGUUACUAUAUUUAUAUAUUAUCACAUUAAAAGCAUCAUUAGGAUGUCAUUACACCUUGAGGGCGUGCGAUGUGACAUCUGCACUCAUUCCGAGGAUCCAUCUGCAGUGAAUCAGUGAAUCAGCGGUGAGAGCUGAGAAAAGCUCUCUGAGGAAAAAAGGGUCUGAAGUCAUCUGUUAUCCUGAUGUUACCCUCCUUAUAUCUGUAUUGCAUCUUGUAGACGAUAAUUUAUCUCUUAUAUUAUAAGCAGCCUAAUAUCAUAAUAGAUAUAAUACACCUUAUUUAGCUUUGUGGGAGUGUGUAUGUGUGUGUUUUGUUUUUCCCACCACUGUGAGAUUAUCUCCAGUUACUAUUUAUUUAUGGCUCGAGAUAAUUAAAGUUAACUAGUUCUAAUAAAAUGUUUUAGUUUUUACAGGCACAUACUUAAACAAAUGGGAGAUGUGUUUAGUUUUAGCCUGUGUUAGCUCUCAUGCAGUAUAGGAAAACAACGACCAAUGACAACCAAACAAGCACUGAUGGAAAGGAAUCAAAAAUACUAGAUUAUAAAAGCUCUCGUGUUGAUGAGGUCGUGGUGCGUGCACUUGUCACUUAAACGGCUCGAUCUGGUAAACAUUUUAUAUCAAAUUUUAAAUGAAUCUAAAGGGGAUAAAACGAUGAUAAAAUAUGUAGCCUGUUUCAAAUAAUCCCUUAAUACUGUAUUACUAAAUAAUCCUGAAGCAUCUACUGUUACAGAGUAGCAAAUAUAUAAAUAAAUAUAUAUGUAGACACAUUUAUUGUAUUAUGUCAGUGCUACUGCUAACUAUAAUGCCUGAUCAGUUGUACUCAUACUGUACUCAAUCAUAUAAAGUUAGUUUUGAAUCUUUCACGACUCUGAUGACUGGUGAUUAUUUAUAAAGUGUUUUAAGGGAUGCUAAAGUACCAUUUGACCAUAGGUACAUUAUUAAUUUAACCAUUUUUUGUGUGUGUCAUUUAAGAUAAAAUUUCACAAAAUUCUAUUUGAUUUUAAUUAAAAGUUCAUUUUAAAGCAUAACAAUACUAUUUCCUUGUUUUAUUUUUGUCUUCUUCUUUAUGACUUGUUUUUUAAUCCUGUUUAUACCUAAACAGGAUUAAUUCAUUAUUAAAAAUGAAUAAUUGUUGGAUGUAGCAACAUGAAAUGUAGGCACAAGGGUGUAAGCACCACAAAUAAUUUAAGUCAAAAAUAUCUUGUAAACAAAAAAAAGGGGUUUUUUUUAACCACAUGUUUUCUUAUAUUUGUCUUUUUUUUUUCUAAAAUAACCACGUGUGAAUGUGAAAAUCCCCCCCCACACACACACACACACACAGGAAUAACACUACAGGUGAUUCCUUUUAUGUAAAACUCUGAUGCCUUCUCCUAAAACAAACGGAUGAUGCAAACUAGCAAGGGCGCUAAAGAGAAGAAAAAAAACCCAAGCACCACGCUGCAGUGUCGAAAGCAAAGAAACAUAGCUGUGUUUGUUGAGCUGUGUUUGUUGUGAAUAUAGAUGUGGUGUACCUGUUUUUCCUUGCUUCACGUUGUUCUAGGGGAACUCCAACUAUUUCACAUAUAAAAGGUUUGAUAUCCAAAGUGCUCGUUAGCCCAUUCUGUCGUCAAGGAGGCGCUUUAAAUGAUGGGAAAUGUGUGAACUUUUAUUCGUUUUAGAGCAGAGUGUGAACAUAAAACCAAGUUUAAGUAGCCUGUUUAGCAAAACAUAUGCCGGCCUUCCUGCCUUGCAAAGAAACACAAAGCCUGCUUUGGUGAAUGCCCAAAUCAGCAGAAGCAGUGUGCACAGCUGUCCUGUUGUUGCACCUUUGACUUCUGUGAGGCUCUAAUAGAGGUCCAAAGAGUUUCCAAUGUAAGUGUAUGACAGUUUAAUAACAACCUCUUCCACUCAGACCUUGUAGAUCUGAAGGUACUGAGCUCACUGAACAAAUUCCUAAGAACGAGUGAAAUGUUUCACUUGGAUUAUGAAAUUUAAGACCACUCUGCUUCCCAGCAGCCUCAGCAAUGCCUUUGUACCUCAGGCUAACAUUGGUGAAAACUGAAAAUGUUGACUGUGUUAAUGUGUAGCAUGUCAGUGUGCUGAAUUACAAAUAAAACCAGAACUGCAACCCCUUUACUUUAACCAGUCCAUUUAAACCAUGUUUCAGCCACUUUUUAGGUUUCAUGUCAGUCACAUCAGCUUCACCACACAAAGCAUGUUCACCAAAAAUGAAACCCCACUAGUAUGAUAGAAGACCACAAAAUGACUCAUUAUACAUGCAUGUGAUGGUCUUCACUGAGGCUGUGGAAAUGCCUCAUCAUGGUUGAGAUAAAUGUGGUUGGAAAGAACCUGCCAGAGGGACGGCGCACGUGUGAUCGAUGACUACGUGAGGAAUGAAAAUCUUUCUUCUGAAAGCCCCUGGGUUAGAUUCUCAAGUAUUUAGAUGGUGACGCACUUUCUAAUCUAAUCUUCAAAGUCAGAGGCUGUGAGGUCACCAGAUGAUAUCACAACAAGUGCAGCUGUGCCAUGUUUUUGACCUAUUUUUAUUUUUUUCGAGCCCCCUUAUAACUGAAAUUAGUUAUUGCCAGUAACUGUUGAUCCACUAACCUACACACAGCUAUAACUGAUACACUUUGGUUGAUGCUUCUGUUCUCACCCAUAUCCCAGAGUUAUUGUGUAUCAUUUCUUAGAUGGUGACCAAGAGUGAGUGCUAAACAAAUGACACAAAACUGAAACCGUACAAAAGUAAAGCCCCUUACUUAUCACAAAUCCACGGAACUAGAAACUGUUCUAGUUUAAAUGUUUUAGAGAUGUAGUCUAAAGUAAAGUUGCGACACUUUGCUGUCAAAUAUCUAAAUAUACCGAAUUCUAAAAAAAUCUGCAACACUGUGUGAAAUUUAAAUAAAUACAGAAUGCGGUGACUUUGUAAAUCUCAUGAACUCAUUUUUUUAAAUUCAUCAUAGAGCAUAAAAAAUAUUAAAUGUUUAAACAGACAUUUUAUUGUUGCAUGAAAAACAUGAGCUCAUUUUGAAUUUGAUGGCAACAACAUCCCCUCUUCUGUCAACAUCUGGAAGCGAGCAGACCAGCUACUGGGCUCUUUCUGGUUCUUGUCUGAUAUACGUAGGAUCCUAGUUGUGUAAAAACUGGUGUUGCUCCAAAUCAUGCAGGACCCUUUAUGCAUAAAAGAUUUCUCCAGUUUUUUGAUGAUAUUAUAGAUAGGUGAUGAAAUAUUUAAAGACUGUGCUAUUUUAAUUCUGCUCUUUUCAGUCCCAUCACCUCAGAUAAAGAAAAUCAAAAACCCAGCUGAUCAGUCUGCCUUUACAAACAUCUGUCAAAAAUGAAUGAGUCUUUCUAAAGAUCAUACUGAAUUCAAGGGUGAUGCUCUAAGGCAACAAGUCGGUGCAAUUUCUCCCCUCCUAGAUACUCUGCAAUUGACUAUUAGUCGUGUUACUGAAAAGUGGAAGCAUUUAGGAACCACAGCAACUCAACCAUGAAGUGGCAGACCACGCAAAGUCAAAGAGCACGGGUCUGCUGAGGACUGAGGUGCAAAAAUCACAGAAAAGUCACCAACUCUCUGCUGACUCACUAACUGCAGAGCUCCAAACCUCCUGCGGCAUCAGCAGAAGAGUUGUGCGCCGGGAGCUUCAGGGCAUGACGCAGCUCCUGUAGGUAAUGUGCAAGAAGCCCAGUGCUGUCUGAAAAAGUGGGCAAUACAAGUUCAGAUGCACAGGAUAAAAUUAUUUAAUGAAUUACUUUAAAAAAACAAAA
Molecule: messenger RNA, 6691 nt
Organism: Haplochromis burtoni (Burton's mouthbrooder)
Lineage: Eukaryota; Metazoa; Chordata; Actinopteri; Cichliformes; Cichlidae
Gene: traf2b
Product: Tnf receptor-associated factor 2b
Exons: 10
Coding region: 1196-2746 (516 amino acids)
Biological process (GO): positive regulation of canonical NF-kappaB signal transduction; positive regulation of JNK cascade; tumor necrosis factor-mediated signaling pathway
Cellular component (GO): cytoplasmic side of plasma membrane; plasma membrane signaling receptor complex
Molecular function (GO): ubiquitin protein ligase binding; ubiquitin-protein transferase activity; tumor necrosis factor receptor binding
Source: RefSeq, a predicted model, not a curated record